AAUGUGAUGAAGAUGAAUUGGUAAUUUUUCAUGUUGACCUGAGAAUCAUUUUACGUUUUUAGAUAAGAAUUUGUGUUAGGUAACAUGUACCUAAUGCAAUUUAGCCGAUUUCCGAAAGGAAGGUGUUAAGCAGUGUUUUUAUAGAGUGAAGGCACGAACGAGGCUUUAGCUGAAGCAUUGCGGCAUGUACCUAUUUUUCUGAUUUUUCUGCUGUGCCCAGCCCAAAUUGCGACAUUGUCCACUGUGACUCAAAAAUAGUAACCAACUCCAAGUCAUAUACAAGAAGCCCCUUCCCUCCCUCCUCCCCGUUUCUCACUUCUAUUCUCAUGACUAUUACUCUUGAUGAACAUCCUCUUCUUUAGGGUAUCUAGGCGACAUCUAUUUGAUAUUCGUGCGACUAGAUACUUACCACAAAGAGGUUUCGCGACACACCCCACCAUGGCCUCCAAUAUACGCAUUCAUAACUCCCUAAAGCCGGGAGCGCCAGUCCCUUUCGUUCCAAUUGAGAAAGGAAAAAUCUCUUGGUAUGCCUGCGGUCCGACUGUUUACGACCAGAGCCAUCUAGGUCACGCACGUAAUUAUGUCUCGACCGAUAUUAUACGGCGUAUUCUACUCCACUACUUUGGAUUCGACGUCAAGUUUGUUAUGAACUUCACGGACGUAGACGAUAAGAUUAUAAUAAAAGCCCGAAGACAGCGAUUGCUUGACCUCGAAAAACAAAAGAACUACACAGACGCCGAAACUAUAGAAUUAGCAAAAGCUGCAUUCCGAGAGUAUGCAAAAAAAAACCUUCCAAAACUUCUCGAAGGCGAGGGCGAGCUUGACCUCAAUAAUUACAUUCCGCGAAGAGACGCUGCCUACGGAAAUGUGUUAGCGGGGGGUACUCUGACAGGGGAAAGCAAGCCAGGAGACGCUGAGGCAAAGCUGAAGAUGCACAUAAGUAAUAUGACCACCGCGGUCAUCGCUAUCAGUGGUAACCAGGUAUUCGGGGGUGCCGACGAGAUCUUACUGCCGUAUCUGGAUUCUCUGUACAAGGAGACUAUUGAUACGAGUGAUCAAUCAAUCUUCACCGAUCUAACAAGAUUUAUGGAGGGGGAAUUCACCGAUGAUAUGGAUGCUCUCAACGUUCUCCGACCCGACGUAGUGACACGAGUUACCGAAUACGUACCCCAAAUCGCAAAAUUCGUCGAGAAGAUUGUCGAAAAGGGCUUCGCCUAUGAAGCUGAGGGUUCUGUCUACUUCGAUAUUGCAGCGUUCGAGAAGGCGGGCAAUACGUAUGCACGACUGCGACCGGACAGCCGUAAUGACAAGGCGCUACAAGAGGAAGGAGAGGGUUCCUUAUCCAAGAGCCUUGGUGGGAAAAGAGGUACAGGAGAUUUUGCGUUGUGGAAGAAGUCCAAACCGGGCGAGCCGUAUUGGCCAAGCAAAUGGGGCAAUGGACGACCAGGAUGGCAUAUUGAAUGCUCAGUAAUGGCAUCUGACGUUCUAGGGUCGCGUAUGGACCUUCAUAGCGGUGGGAUCGAUCUGGCGUUCCCGCAUCACGACAAUGAAUUGGCCCAAAGCGAGGCAUUCUUCUGCGAGCACGGCCAUGAGCAUACCUGGGUUAAUUACUUCUUGCAUAUGGGCCACUUGUCCAUAUCCGGUUCGAAAAUGUCCAAAUCCCUCAAGAAUUUCCAAACAAUCAAAGAUGCACUAGCAUCUACAUAUACGGCGCGGUCAAUGCGCAUAGUAUUCUUACUCGGCCGAUGGAAUGACGGCGUGGAAAUAUCUCCGGACAUGAGAACUCAGGCUGAUAGCUGGGAAAGCCUGGUUAACAACUUCUUCACGAACACAAAAUCACUUCUAGCCGAGGCAGCAGACACAUCGACUAUUGUGGAUGGUGGUGUGAAGGCGCUCUCAAUUGGCGAUGAUAAACCCCAAGAAGGCUUGCGAGCCGAUUUAGAACAAGCCAAGAAAGAUGUUGAAGAAGCCUUUACCAACUCUUUCGACACUCCACAAGUCCUACGAGCGAUAGCCGAAGUUAUCAGAAAAGCCAACGUUCAUAUCAACGCUGAAAAGUCCAAUGUGGACCUUCCGGCAGUUGAGGCAAUUGCAAGAUGGGUUACCAAGAUAGUUGGUAUUCUUGGUCUCGAUGCAAACGCGACCCCUCCCUAUGAAGGUCUCGGCUGGGUUUCUGCGGCCGCCGCAGCCAACCAAGAUCCGACUAUCACCGUGAAACCAUAUAAAGAUGUAUAUGAUAUCUUCUACUCUGAUGUGCAGGCUCUUAGCCUUCCUGAUUCUGAAACCAUCACUAAACUUUUCUCUCAAUUGCCCGAUCCCGAAUUCGAAUCAUUAGCCAGCGCUGGGAUCAGAGACCCGGAGCAAUUAGCAUUGCCGUAUUUACGAGCUGUGGCAAGGAUACGUGAUGAGCUCCGACGUUUGGCACCAACAGCAUCGCCCGAAGUGAAGAAGUCAAUCCUGAGCCUGUGCGAUCGGGUGCGAGAUUUUGAUCUGACCAACAUAGGAGUUUAUCUAGAUGAUCGGCCAGACCAGCCAUCGCUAAUCAAAUUCGUUCCCGCAGUUGAAUUGAUUGCAGCAAGAGAAGAGAAAGCUGCUAAGGAAGCAGAGAAAGCGCGCGCGAAGGAAGAAGCAAGACUAGCUAGAGAAAAAGCUGAGGCAGAGAAGUGGGAAAAGGCAAAGGUGGCACCAGAGGAUAUGUUUAGGAGUGAUGACCGGUAUAGCGAAUGGGACGCUGAAGGGUUACCUACGAAGAUGAAAGACGGCAGCGAAGUCACUAAAAGUCAACUGAAAAAGUUGAAGAAGGAUUGGGAUAGGCAAAAGAAGGCGCAUAGCGAAUACAAGGCUAAAUUUGGGGAGGGUAAAGCAUAAAGUGAUGAGCGAUCUAUUUAGACAAAAGGAGUCAAAAGAUACCGGUUUCGAGUUGAAUUGGUGUUUCGUAAGAUAUUCUUCUUUUCUUACAAUGGGAAAGGCCUAACGGAUUAUGUACCUACCUACCUACUUAGGUUAUGUAUCCCAAACUUGCUCACUGGUAAUGGCUACCAGCUUUUACAGCUUGAUGAUGUUAC
Molecule: messenger RNA, 3065 nt
Organism: Daldinia caldariorum
Lineage: Eukaryota; Fungi; Ascomycota; Sordariomycetes; Xylariales; Hypoxylaceae
Product: tRNA synthetases class I (C) catalytic domain-containing protein
Exons: 3
Coding region: 343-2868 (841 amino acids)
Biological process (GO): cysteinyl-tRNA aminoacylation
Cellular component (GO): cytoplasm
Molecular function (GO): ATP binding; cysteine-tRNA ligase activity
Source: RefSeq, a predicted model, not a curated record